CUCCUUUCUUCCUGUCCCCCUUGGCUGGCUGAUCCUAAGUUACAGAAAUUGUGAUGUAAUAUCCAAGCAAAGAGAUACACGAGUAGAAUCCAGCUGGAAGCCGAAACGGGCCUUCCUGUGACUGCAUGCCAAAUUGAGAAGGCCACGUGCGAGGCGCGAAUUACCGGUACGCGGUAUAGUACAUGUAAUCAAAGCUUGGGAUCGGACUAGCUCGAGAUGAUAUAGGAUUAGGAAAGUUCUCGGCCUGCGCUGCACGGAGCUGAGAAGUUCACGUUCGAGACCAAGAGAAGGCCAAAAUUAUACUUACUUUGAGUUUGAAUUCACCAAGCCAGAUUACCCCAGGAUAGAACACAAUGGCAGAAAGGGGAGACUUCACCUUCCAACCAUGGGGGCAAGACAAUACCAAGAGGCGAGGAAGGGGAAGAGGAAGAGGGCAAUGCUGGGCUGGAAGCAGAGGUGGCUAUCGCUUUCAACCUAAACAUAAUCCAAACAAGGUUGGGCAACCACCACAAAGACCAAGAACUUUUGAUUGCAUGAAUUUAGAGGGCAGAGAAACUAAUCACCAAGAAGGAAUCCACCUGCUACCCAAGCUUGAGUUGGGAAUAGGUUCUAAGCCAUGCAUAAAAGAAGAGGUGUUGAGUCCCGGAUCCAGCUCAUCAUCAAAGAGAAGUUGCACAGAAAUGGAAGAAAAUGAGGAGAAUGAAUCAAAAGUACACAUUAAGAAAAGAUGCAAGAAGAACCUUGCUGGUACUUUCCCCUGUUCUCAAGAAGAUAAUGGCAUAUCUUUGGUAAAUUUGAAUGGAAACAAAGUAAGAUCUGAAGUGAUAUCUUCAGUGGAUAAAGAGGACUGGGAUGAAGAAAUACGGAUUGCUAAGUUAAAUUCCAAGCAGAAUACUCUAUGUGAUGCAGUGGAUAUGGUCAAAGAGAAAGAUGAUGGUGAAAAAACAACUGCAGGGAAAAUUGAUGGAUUGACGUUAUUACAGGGGUCAUACACAUCUUCUGGUAGUACUGGUACUCAGCAUUCCAUGAACCUGGAUUGGGAAGUUGGGCUACCAAGUGAUGGUGAGGUCAAACUGAUGUCACCAAGGAAAUUUGUCAGAGAUAAAGUGGUUGACUGUCUUUCAAGUGCUGUUACUGAGAAUUGUACUUGCACAUCAGAUGAAGAUUCAUUCAAGAUCAAAGAAGGAAAGCAGGAUCAUGCUUUGUGUAAUCCUAAGGGAGAGAGAAGCUUUAGCAGUCCAACAGCUGGUUCACUAAAAGGGCCCUUGAUACCAAAUAAAUCAAAGUCAGAUUCUUGGACUGGUUCUGUUUUUUCUCAAGGGAGUGCAAAGAAAAAGGGUAAACUUAAAAAGAAGCAAAGGGCAGCAACAAUUCCAGAAUAUCAAGGCAGUACUGAUGAUGACACUGAUGAAAAUAUGCAGGGAACACUUCUUAAAGGUGAGAGGUCCAAAAGCUGUAGACAAAAGAAAGGAUAUAAUUCUGCUUCUAAAUCCUUGAAAGAAUCUGAAAGGAAAUUUGGCGUCGCCACAGCUGAGGUAGGAAAGAGUGAUGAGACCCAAAUCAAACAAAAAACUAAGGAAAAACUUCGUGCUGAAGAUGAUGAUGGUUGUCAAGCUGAUGAUUCUUUAUCAGAUGAUGAAAACUGGAAGAAGGUUGUCAAAAAACUCUCAGCUGAUGGUGUGGAUGCAGAGGAAAUCCAAGAUAGGCGCCCACUUCCACCAGAGUUACCAACAGAUAAAAGUCAUACUGAUGAAAGCACAUCAAUGGAUGCCCCCUUGUCCUUUAGGCAAGAUUACAGAGCUAGAUUUACUUAUCCCCCACCUGCAUACAUGCCUUACAAUCAUGCUUAUCCUUCAAUGAGACCGCCUAUCCCCUAUUGCCCUCCUAUAUGGCCAAUGAUGCAAGAUCCUUAUUUCUAUGGACCAGCUAUGAUGAGAGGUUUUCAUCCAGAUGCCAUUGCCAGAUACCCUAUCAUUCAUCGAUUUCCUCAAUGUGUUCAACAAGCAGCUGAGACAGUUUCUCCUACCCACAUUGCUCAGUCUCCUGGUAGUGAAUGUCAGGACAGGUUCUACACAGUAAACGAGUCGGUACCAGAAAGGGAAGGUUACCUGCACAAUAUGAAUCAAACUUGCGGUAUGAAUGCAUUUGAUGGCAUAGAUUAUACCUACCAAGCAAAUACAGUGGAGGAAGAUGAGACAUAUAGUGAAGAUGUCUUUGAUUCCUCUGGAAGUCAAUCAUAUAUUUCCCAGGAGCUGAAUUGUGAGACUUCAAAAAGAGAACCAAAUGUAUCAUUUGAUGAAAAUGUACCUUUUCUUCAGACUACCCUACCAGACAUCUGUGAACACCACAAGAGCUUUGAUAACCAGAGUGAUUUCAUAUCUACUGAAGAUAAGGAUUACUUCUAUCCUAGAGUUUGUGAAACACCAUCACCUACAUGUACUGAUUCUAGUGUAUCAGUUCAGAUAGAGAGGGGGUCGCGGGAUCAGCAAAACUAUAACUGGUAUGAAACCCCUCCGACUGGUGUUGGUGCUACUCGUAGGAAAAGCAAAGUGUGGGGACUGAAUUUCAAGCAAAUGGAAUAUGACAGGCCUGGGCAGAAAAAAGAGGAAACAAGUUUUUCAAUCCCAAAUAAUUCAAAUAAUUCCAGCCAACAGCCUCCGUCGUAUGCUGCUGCAGUGUGUGCUGGUAGACCAGAGCCACCCGAUGGUCAGGAUAGAGUAACUUACAUUUCAAGUGCCCAUCUUGAAGAGAGGAGGAAGUCGUAUCCUGGGGUGAUAGCUCCUCACAGUGGAUGGGCAUCUGGUCAUCCUCUUGUAAAAUUUGUCAGUCCACAAAAUAAUCUAGGGCCAGCCAAAGAAAAGCCUCAAGAAAGUCCUUUUUGGCAGUCAACUCCUCGUCCUGAAGCAUUCAAUGCUGAUACUAGCAAAUUCAAGAGUUGGUCUGCAGGAUCUCAAGGAUGGGGUAGCUACAAUAUCACACCAGUUCCCCGUCCAGUCUCGGCACCUCCUAAACCAAAGACCUUUGCCGAAAUUCUGCAGCGACCAAGACGACUAACCCUUGAAGAUGAGGUGAGAGGGGAGACAAUACCAACUAUUAACUCAUGGCGCUCAUCAACAGAGGUUGAAGAUUCUGCAGAAAUCCAAUACCCAUCCAGUGAUAUAGACUAUCUGGACACUCAUGCCCACAUUGACCUACUCUUUCAACGGCACAUGUUCAAGGGAACCUUUGCAAAGUUCUGCUUGGUAAAUAAUUUCCCAACCAAUUUUGCUGGAUGUGUGGCCAUCUUCUGUUAUCCUGUCAACUUUUCAAAUAGUUACUCUCUUGCUGAUAACCUACUGAAAGAAAGUAACAUCUGGGGAUCAUUUGGAUGUCAUCCACACCAGGUGAAGCACUAUGAUGGCAUCAUGGAACAGAAGAUUAAAGACUGGAUGAAUCAUCCAAAGACUGUUGCACUUGGAGAAAUUGGAUUGGAUUACUCUGACAGGCCAGCAGAGAUCACAUCAGAUCAUGAGCUUCAGAAGGUGAUCUUCCAACGUCAGUUGCAGAUUGCCCUGGAAACAAAGAAGCCCUUAGUCAUCCAUUGCAGGGAUGCAGAAGAAGACACACUCAGCAUCAUGUCCAAGAUGGUGCCCAGAAAUCACAAGAUACACCGUCACUGUUUCACAGGACCUCCCCAGGAUGCCAUAAAAUUUCUGAGGGCUUUUCCGAACUCUUUCAUCGGUCUGACAGCUCUAGUGACCUUCCCUACGGCUACCAACACCCAUCAGACUGCCCGGGCUAUCCCGCUCAAUAGACUUCUGUUGGAAACAGAUACACCCUACUUUCUUCCAAGGAAGGUUAGGUGUCAAAAGUGGUCUCACCCAGGUAUGGCCCUCCUGGUUGCAGAACGCAUUGCCCAGCUGAGAGGAACCACUCUUGAUGAUGUCCUUUCCAAUGUAAGAGCCAAUACAAUGACAAUGUAUGGAAUUUAGUAAAUACCGUCAUUCUUUCCAGUUUGAGAUUUAAUACAUGGCAAGCAUGGAUUAACAAUGGAAUGGUUGACCUUAAUACCACUCGUGAUGAGUUUCUUUCAAAAGUAAGAUCCUAAGCAAGAAGUCAAUCAAAUUUUGUAUAUUCUCGCAUCCACCGUUGAUAAUGUACUUUUUUAUAUAAUAUAAUAUUAAUAACAUUUUGAGGGCUUUAGAAAAUAUAAUUGGUGGCAGGCUUUCCAAUGUCAAAUUCAAAUGCAUUUACAAGUAUGACAUUGAAUUUUGUGGUUGGUUGAAUCACUCUUCAUUACUAUCUUUCCAAUGUAAGAUCCAGAAGAAUGACAAUUCAGAUAAUUUGGUCAAUUCAAUGAUGAAUCAAUGUAUUUUCUGAUAUUGGUAUCAAUAUAAUGGCAAUGUAUGAAAUCAAGUUUGAUAUUUUCGCAUUCUAGCAGCCAUCAUUGAUAUGCUUUCUAAUACUAAAUCCAAUGUAGUGACAAUGUUUGGAAUCUAGAUUGAUGUUCUAACUUUUAUAGCACCCAUCAUUGAUAUGCUUUCUAAUGGAGAUCCAAUAUAAUGACAUUGUAUGAAAUCAAGUUUGAUGCUAUUAUUUUUCUAGCACCCAUCAUUGAUAUACUUUCUAAUAUGAGAUCCAAUAUAAUUACAUUGUGUGAAAUCAAGUUUGAUGUUCUCACAUUCUGGUACUCAUCAAUGAUUUGCUUUCUAAUGUGAGAUCCAAUAUUAUGACAAUUUAUGUAAUUCAGGAUUGGUAGUUUAUUUCACUUGAUAAACCACUAUUGAUAAUAUACAUUCUAGUAUGAAAUGAAAUACUAGGUAAAUUGAGUAAAAAAUUACUUACUGUUCCCUUAUCUUUUUUUUUUCAUUUAAUACUGCUUGAUUAGUUAGUUAGCUUGUCUAAGCAUGUAGUUUAUCACAGAAAGAUGUUAAGAAGUAGAUUUCUGUUGAGUAGAUGUAAAAGAAAUUGUUCUGUAUUUCCGCCUUAAGUAGUCCUUAUUAAUUAUCAGACACUUUUUGAUUACUCAUUUUUUUUUACUAAAAAAGAAUGAUUUGAAACAGUUAAAGUUCAAAGAAGUUGCAUUGAUUUUAAGCCUGUAGUUGUAAUAUCUGAGCAUGCAUUAAAGAAUCCUCUCCUCUUGAUUAUAUUUCUCCAUAUGCAUAACCGCUGGUUGACCAAGUCUGAUAAUUGUCGAAAAGCUUGCAUACCCAGUCUUUUUACAUUAAUAUUUUUGUUGCUUUAAUGGUUGUGAAAUUUGUGCCAGAUUUGGCCACUGAAAGAUAAACCACCUACACCACAAUUAAAAGUUAAAUGUGAGCUAUAAAUACAUGACUAAUGAGUGUUUUUGGUUGUAAAAUUAGUGUUAAGGUACAUGUUAUACCAUACUUGUUCUUUUGUUUAUCCCACAUUCAAGCCCUGCUAUUCUCUUUUGCAACAGCAGCAAGUUAAUAAUCAUCAAAAAUAUCUGCCUCUCCGUGAUACGCUUUUGUACUUUGAUAGAUAUAUCCGAUUUUAGGGCACUGAUGACCGCGUGUUAAACACAGCAUUGCCUUUAUGCCUUUAAAAGUGAAAAGAUUAUCAUGUAUGUAUAGUUCCCUUAAUUUUUUACAUCAAUAAUGAGCUAAAUAUUGGUAAUUUGAAGGAAAUUUUCAUUUUGAUUAGAAUACAAGAAGUGUAUUAAAAAAAAAAAUCAUCAGCCUUUCCUUAAAAAGUAAGAAAAAAAUACUCUGUUAUCUUCAAUGCAUGAUGACCCUUUUACCAUGUUAGUCUUGUAUCUAUAUUGUUGGUUAGAUUUUAUAGAGAUGGAGGAGGAUGUUGUGGUUGUCUCUUGAGGUUACUAAUAGCUGUUUUGAAGGAUUAUUUAGUUUGUAAAUCAGUUCAUAAUCAGAUGUUUUUUUUUAUAAUACGCCCGACCAUCUACGGAACAUGGCGGGACAUGUUAUGGUAUCAUGCCUGAUGUCUGUCCGUUAACCUUUUCCUUGUUAACCUGAUAACUUUUGUUUAACUUUCCUAAGCUCAUAUAAUUUGGUGUGUAUGAUACUAGCAUGGAUCCCAGGAAGCCUAUCAAUUUUGAAGUAAAAAGGUCAAAGGUCAAGUCGCUACCUUCCACUUUUUGCAUGACCAAUAACUUCAUUUUCCUCAUUACAGGCGAGCUUAUUAUGUGCUCGCCCCAGCGACACUCUUGUUUCAUUUACCAACUGUUUGUUCAACUUGAACGUCAAUCUCAUGUUGGAAGAUACUUUGAAUUGCAGUUUCCUAAUGUGCCAUUUUGUAAUUAUAUCAAGAUUUUUUUUCGCAAAUUACCUUUCAGUUCUAUAGGUAAACAAGUAAUAAUUGUAAUUUUUGUCUUGCCCACCAGAGGUGAAGGCGAGACUUAGGGAUCCAAAUGUUGUCCAUCGUCUGUUG
Messenger RNA from Lytechinus variegatus (green sea urchin), 6387 nucleotides. RefSeq lists its product as uncharacterized. The transcript is spliced from 5 exons. Lineage: Eukaryota; Metazoa; Echinodermata; Echinoidea; Temnopleuroida; Toxopneustidae. Gene Ontology annotation, molecular function: hydrolase activity, acting on ester bonds. The record is from RefSeq and is a predicted model, not a curated record. The coding region runs from base 354 to 3971 and encodes 1205 amino acids.